Molecule: messenger RNA, 1757 nt
Organism: Bemisia tabaci
Lineage: Eukaryota; Metazoa; Arthropoda; Insecta; Hemiptera; Aleyrodidae
Gene: Cpr97Eb
Product: Cuticular protein 97Eb
Cellular component (GO): chitin-based extracellular matrix
Molecular function (GO): structural constituent of chitin-based larval cuticle
Source: RefSeq, a predicted model, not a curated record
GGCGGUGGCAGUCAGUCGACGGCAGCUCUCCAACUUGGUCCAAGCUCCCAAGUAUAUAACUCAUUCCGUGUUCCCGCGCCCGUUCAAACGCACACUCCGUAACGCGCUUCGACAUGGCUUUGCGAUUUGCGGUGUUAGCAGCUUGCUUGGUAGCAGCAUGGGCUCAGCAGCAGCAGGUACAGCGAACGACCCCAGUGCCAAUCCUGAAGCAGAUCAACCGACAGAAUGAGGACGGCUCAUACAGCUACGGCUACGAGUCGGCCGACGGAACGUUCAAGAUCGAGACCAAGUACCCGACCGGGGAGGUCUACGGCAAGUACGGUUACGUGGACGCUGACGGCAAAGUACGCACCGUAGAGUACGGCGCCUCCAAGAAGGGCGGAUUCAACCCGGCCGGCACCGACAUCAACGUCCCGCCGCCGACCCUCGUCAACAACAACAACCUCGCCGACAGCGACUACGACGACGGAUCCUACAGGGAGGACCCCAGCAUCUACUACAAGAACGACCCCAACUCCGCCCCCGCUGCCCCCGUCCAGCAGGCCAAGCCCCUCAAGGCUAGGUUCAACAACGCUCCAGUGACGCAAGCACCAGCUUUCCGCCCUCAGCAACAACAAUUCCCUCAGCAAACCACCGGACAGAGCUUGAGCUGGUCCGCACCCGCUCAGUCCAGAACCGCAUGGUCCGCGCCUGUAGCCCAACCUCAACCUCAGCCCCAACCUCAAUUCCAACCUCAACCCCAACCCCAGGUGAACUGGGCUCAACCAAGCGCCUACGCCCCACCCAACUACGAUCUCUUCAGAGGACACCCUGCAGCCAACAUUGACCCCAUCACCGGCUCAUACUCUCUCCAGUACGUAGGAUAAGUCAUGCGGCCUAAACCUGCGCUAUGGCUACCGCUGAAUUACUGCGGUAGUGCUGCCCUCUAGUGUUCAUCAGAGACACCAUCUUUACGAAGAAGACGAAAUUAUUUCGGAACUGAUUGAUAUACAUUUUCCACGUUCUUAGUGGUAAUUUGCUUGUUUAAUGUUCGAUGACCCUGGUGGGCACUGAGAGGCACAGCCUGUGAUUAAAGACUGCUAGAUUUACCACUAAAGUCGAAGAGCGUCAAGAAACCACCUUUUUUUUGAACAUCAAAUUUACCAGUCAUAUUAAAUUUCUUCAAACAUCCCCAAUGUUAAGAUAAAUGAUUCCCUUUUAAAUCCAGAGGGGAAAUUGUAUCUAUCGGUGCAGAUUUCUUACAAGCUAAGGAUUCUUCGACUUAAAAAAACGGGUCGUUUCUUACGCAAAUUGGCAGCUAAGAUUCCGUGUUUCAUAAAUGCCAUGGAAGUUCUUAAUUUGUAGGAGAAUAUACUCUGUACCAUAUAAAAUUUGAAAAGUUCAUUUUUAUUCAGUCAAAGAUUUUUUACUCCAGUUCUUCAUGACUGAAGAAUAAACUAGUCUUGUUAUUUUCAGUAUUACGCUGCAAGCUCUCACUUCUGUGGCUCUUAGAUAAGAGCUCAGAAUUAGAUUUCAUCUGAUGUCCCCUUAUUUUGUAAGGGGUUGUAAACAUCUUAAAGGAUUAAAAAUUAGGAAGUCCUCCUCUGAAAUUUUAAUCUCACCUGUAUAGUAUCUUUCCUUUUUUUUAUGAAGAAAAAAUGAAGAAAGAAAGUAUCAACAAAUCUUGUUAUUGUACACUUUUCCCAUCAGAAAACUUCCGAAUUAAGGAGUAUGCUUAGAAAUAUAUGUAAUUUUUAUGAAAUAUUAGAAAAUUUCUG